Molecule: messenger RNA, 2013 nt
Organism: Kalmanozyma brasiliensis GHG001
Lineage: Eukaryota; Fungi; Basidiomycota; Ustilaginomycetes; Ustilaginales
Exons: 1
Coding region: 1-2013 (670 amino acids)
Source: RefSeq, a predicted model, not a curated record
AUGACGACUCCGAUCAAGCGGUUCUUGCAGAACGCACAUCGCAGACCAGAAGACGAACCGGUGUACUACGAUGCGCCUCCGCGGGGUCUGCAGCCACCCGAGUUCAUCAGGACGACAGACUACCGAGAGAACUUGGUCAACUUGGUCGUGUUCUACUCGUCUUACGUGCUGAUGCUUGCGUCGGCCGCGGUGGUCAUCUACUUCUCUUUGCGGAGAGAGUCGUCAUUCGACCAGACCUUCGACGUACAAGCAUUUCCCGACGUUGUCUUUGCUUGGAACGCAGAUCGUGCAGUGACGGCACUGCCAACAAUUUCUGCCCCUGGGAGCGGCGGACAGGCAUCAUGCACUCCAUAUCGCUGGAGCAGGGGACUUCGUCUGGAAUACGACUGCACUUCGCUUGCUGCCGAUGCCACAGAGAGGCUUUUCUUCAGCCUCUAUUCGACAACGCCGUAUCCAGCCACAACCAAGACGUACCGAGACUCUCGCCUGAGGUAUUCUGAUAUCGAAGUGCCGACCUACUACGUCAGCUACUCGACUUACAUUCCUACCACGACUGCAAACGUCAACGCAGCUGCCAGCACACCAUCCAUUCCAGCAGGUCCAUCAGCAAUCGGCAUCUCUGCACCCUCAGCGGUCCAGCUCGCCGCUGACAUCGCCGCCACAGUCACACCUGCACCCGCUCUCAUGAGGAAACGCCAAGAAAGCAGUGCAGCACAAAGCACCAUCACGGCCUCGCCGACUCCAACGUCGCUUCCUCUUCGAAAGCUGGAGUACCCGUCCUCGUCUCUCUCAGCUCUUGCUGCAGGAACCAUCGUAUCGACCAUGGCCACGCCAUCGCCCACGACGACCUCUAUCGUGGUAUCCACCGCGAAGCUGAAGCCGAGCUUCAACAUCUUCUUCAUCGUCGCAGCUGUCCUCCCGGUUGUGUUCGCAAGUCUUACCACUCUGCUGGUGAGCUGCAACCUGAUGAUAGCGACUAAGAAAGAGUGGCCGCCGCGGCAAUCACGCCCCUCACCGCUCACUGCAGAGCAACGAGUGGAGCUUGCUGCCGAGACACGCAAAGCAACGAAAAGAAAGAAGGACGAAUCAGCGCUGUCGAAGAAACUCGAUCGGCCCGCCCGUAAGGCAACUGGUCCUCGCGCGGGAGCGAAAGGCCAAAGGACGGUGUCCUCGGGCGGAGGUGAUGUCUUUAGACAGCUUGGACGUGGUGCUCAGCCCGAGCCGUCGGAAGCCGCACCGCCUGCCUACCAAGAACAAGACGAUAGUGUUCAGCACGUCGCGGCAUGGCUUGCACAGCCCCGAGCUACUCAGAACGAGGUCGACGCCAUCGAGGUCGCGUCCAUCUCGACCGUCUCAAGUGACUCGAAUGCUACAGCUAAUUUUGCAGAUCAACUUGCGAUCGACACUGCGCCAUCUUUCGAUCAUGUUCGUGUGGAUCCACGGAUCGUACUGCCAACUCGAACAGAUGGCGGACGACUGCCCCUGCGCCUGGCUUGGUUCAUCCUGCCAUCGUACACCUACAUCUACAUGUGGGACAUGCUGUCGUUCGUGGUGCUGCUCGUUGCAGUGAUCUCUGCCGUUGGGCUGGCAGGAGAUGCAGCGAUGGAUGUCAGUACCUUCGUACGCAGCGGCGGCUGUCUGGGAGAGCCAGCGGACAAAGAUUCGGUGUACGACCUCCAACGACACCUCUGUUCAAAUAACAGGUUUCUCUCGGCAUAUCCCGUGGCGUACUCGAAUCCGACAACAAAGGCCACGCUCACCAAAGUGGGAGGCGAUGUUCUGGCCCUCUCGAUUGGGCUUGUCGUGCUCUUCCUGGCAUAUCUCACGUGGGUCACUGCCUUGCUCAGGAAAUCACACCUGACGCAUCGAGAUGGAAUGGAGCCGCGAGGUAACGACGAAGGCAAGAGGAUCACGGGAAGGACGAGGUGGAGAUACUUCACCGUUUGGAACAAGGUCGGCACUCAUGGCUGGCCGUACGCUGAGGCGACCGAGCUGGAAGCACGGUCACCGUGA